AUGGAAGUCGAACGCACACCUGCAGAAGUGCAAGCGGAGCCUUCAUCUGUCCCUAAUGCAGAAGAGUCGCCAAAGAGAGAACAAACUUCUCCUGCAGCGCCUACAGCAGCUAAUGGCAAUGAAUCUACAGUUACUCCUUCAACACCUAAAGAUUCUCCAAAACCAAAUCCUAGGAAACCUAAAAAGCGAAAACAGAAACUUAGAGAUGUUACAGCACCUCGUCAACCACUUACUGGGUAUGUUCGUUUUUUAAAUGAACGUCGAGACCAGCUACGUGCUGAACAGCCAGACUUAGGGUUUGCAGAGCUGACUCGCCAAUUAGCUAGUGAAUGGAGUAAAUUACCUGCCAAAGAAAAGCAACAGUACUUGGAUGCUGCUGAUCAUGAUAAAGAAAGGUAUGUUAAAGAAUGGACAGAGUAUAAGAAAACUGAUGCCUAUAGAGAAUUCAAGAUAGCACAAAUGAAACAAAAAGGGGGCCCAGCAACAAAGAAAACAAAACACAAUUCACCAGAUCUUAAUGCAUCUGCAGGAAAUAUUGUACCAGUAGAUCAAGGUAAUCUUGUGAAUGCUACCAGUAACAUAGUACAACCAGUGACUGUACCGCGUCAGCAAACUCCUCCACGGCCCAGACCUUGCAUAACACCAGCCUCCGGAGAAGAGUUGCUGGGUGGAGACACUGAUAUACCAAUAUUCACUGAUCAAUUUCUACAGCACAAUAAACUUAGAGAAGCUGAACUCCGGCAGUUACGGAAAGCUAAUUCAGAUUAUGAACAACAGAAUGCAAUACUGCAACGUCAUGCAGAGGAAGUAAGUGGGGCGACGGCAAAACUUCGAGCUGAAACUGCGGCGGCCGCAGAACGCACUGCUGCCCUCUUGAGUCAUCGCCGGGCUCUCGUUGCCGCAUUAGUACAAGGGUUACAUUCGCUGGCCAUACCCGGUGGACCAAGUGGUGCAACCGAACAAAACAUUGACGAGUAUAUGGAAAAACUACAAAGUUUUGCGACUGAGAAUAAAAAUAUACCAGUUCUCAAGCAAGCACAAAAUAUCCUUAACAAAAUUGAACUACCUUUACACUGA
Arctia plantaginis is the source of this 1077-nucleotide messenger RNA. The record is from the annotation of a GenBank genome assembly. NCBI's taxonomy places the organism in Eukaryota, Metazoa, Arthropoda, Insecta, Lepidoptera, Erebidae.